This is a messenger RNA of Schistosoma spindalis, 1390 nucleotides long. Lineage: Eukaryota; Metazoa; Platyhelminthes; Trematoda; Strigeidida; Schistosomatidae. The record is from the annotation of a GenBank genome assembly.
AAACCUCCUAUCCUUAUUACUGAAGACUGAUUCUAAGGCGGUCGAUUUCACUGGGAAGUUACACUACCAUAUGGCCAAAAGACGGGCCGAUAUUGAAUUGAAUCAAGAUAACUGGGACGAUGAUUUAAGAGCUACUACUAAAGGAAACUUUGAUAAAGCAGAUAAAGAGAUCCUUUCGCAGAGAAAAAUUUUGACAGCACGUACUAACAAAACGUCUAGUGGAACGUCUGGACUAUUUAAAUCAUUUACCGCCUUUUCUGACUGCUCAAGUGGAAACCCAGUAUCGUUCGAUUUUGGACUCAAACCUUCAAGCGUUAAAGAAAACGGACACAAGGAUGAAGAGACUGAGUAUCUUGAACACCUACAAACUCUUAAUCAGAGCUUACUCGAUUGGAUUACCAAACAUAUUAAAGAAGACCCAUUUUGUAUUCUCAGCCCGAUAUUCUCCGAUUACGACAAACAUUUAUCGGGAAUCAACUCUAAAUUUCCCAAACAAUCAUUGGUAGGUGCGGUUACACUACCGGAGAAAAAAGAAGCCAGCAAUCACUUAACUGCUAAAACAUCUGAAGCUGUUGAGACUCCGGCCAACAGUGCACCAAACUCCGUUUUUAUUUUCGGCAAUUCCAUACCAAAACCUACACCUAUAUCCACUGGCCCUUCGAAUGAUUCUACAGAUAAGAAACCUAUAUUUUCAUUUGGGUUGCCUCCUAUCACGACGACCAGUACUAAGUUCCCCCAGUCGCUUUUUCAGUUUCCUACCGUCUCUAAUUUCUCACAAAAACCUGUGAAUAUCGAUCCUAAGCAGGACACUAGUAAUCAACAAGGGGAUGAUGACGACGAGGAAUAUAUUCCUCCCAAACCAGAGGUUAAAGAUUUCAAAGAAGAUGGAUCAGUUUUCACGACAAGGUGUAAAUUAUUUUACAAAGUGGAUAAUGAGUGGAAAGAGCGUGGACUCGGAAAUUUAUUCAUCAAACCAACGACAAACGAUAAAUUCCAAUUACUCAUUCGAGCUGAUACUAAUCUCGGUAAUAUAUUACUAAAUAUACUGGUUACAAAAGAUGUACCUAUUAAACAGCAAAAAAAUAACUUGACAUUAGUUUGUAUUCCUUCACCACCUUUACCGUCCCAGACUAAAUCAACCCUUAACAACGAAGAAGAUAAUGGACAACCAAAACCAGUUCCAAUGUUGAUACGUGUAAAAACUGAAGAGGGUGCUACAGAAUUACUAAAUCAAAUGGAUUCUCACAGAGGUGUCUCAGCGAAGUCAUAAUAUUGAGAUGAAUUUUUCCUAUUGUUUCUGUCUACCUCUUAUUGACUGGAAAUUAUGUUUUGUGUUCUAAAGAUACCAUUCGAUUUUUUUCUCGAAAAAAAAAGAUCAUUUUGAAAGUAA